Monodelphis domestica (gray short-tailed opossum) is the source of this 2270-nucleotide messenger RNA. Its product is annotated as peroxisomal trans-2-enoyl-CoA reductase-like. Gene Ontology annotation, molecular function: trans-2-enoyl-CoA reductase (NADPH) activity. Gene Ontology annotation, biological process: phytol metabolic process. Lineage: Eukaryota; Metazoa; Chordata; Mammalia; Didelphimorphia; Didelphidae. Gene Ontology annotation, cellular component: peroxisome. The record is from RefSeq and is a predicted model, not a curated record.
AGAAUUUGUAUAAUUCAAAACUCAGUUUGACACAAAAUGCCCAGGAAAAAUAGAGGUGCAGUUGAGUCUAGCUCUCUUGCCUUCCACAAGACCCCACCUCCAUCUCACAUACUUGCAGAGAUGAAAACACUCCAGUAUGAUUCCUCUUUAAGAAAAAUCUUGUAUCAUGAGCCAGAGAGGAAAAUGGCUCAUUUCAGAUGCUCCUGAAUCCAUCAUUCCCAAUCUCCUUUCUUCCCUGUGGGUACAGAUGGAAACUUUUGGCCCAGAGAGAACAUGAGAGAUUUUUCUCAUCAUUUUUACCAGGACUCUUCCAUUUAUGGUCCAAUAGGGGGAAACCUUGGAUUUACUCCUCCCCUUCCAAAGUCCUCCAAGGCAAAGCCUGCUUCUUGCUCCCUGCCUAGCUAAUUUGCUGCGCACAGGAUCCGUUGAGUCAAAGGGAUGAGUACUGCAGUCAUUUAAGCUUCAGGGAUGCAUGAAUAAUCUUUUUCCAAAACAAAAAAAAAAUUUAAUUGAAGAAAAUGUAUUCUGUUAUCCCCCUCCCCCCCCCCUCCCCAGCCCAAAGCCUUCUAUUUCAUGUCCAGGAUUCCUUUUUUUUUUUUGACAUCAAAAUUUUAAAAAGCAAAAAAAAAGACAAAAUCGAGGUAGACUCUCCUGAGGCUGCACCUGGACUGAGAAGGGGAAAAGCUGCAGGCUUGCUUAAACCGCUUCGCCUUUCUUUAUAGUGUUUUAGAGCUCUCUGGUGACUUCACGGCAAAUAAGGCCCGAGGUUGGAGUCUGAGGGGUUGAGGAUCUUUCAUUCCCAACGGUCACGUGGUGCGCAAGUGGGUGGCCUUUCCGGGGCAGGGAAGUGAUUCCCUCCGUACCUUUUCUACUUAAUCUCCGUUGCUGGGGACUUUAGACCUUGUAGAUAUAAAAACCUUCCGAAGCCAACCGGACAGACUGCGGGGCUGCGUGUACCAGUUUCUCUGUCUCGUUUCAGGCAGGUCAAGGAUCAAAUUCUCUGUUCGUCAGAGACAAAGCUGGUCAUGGGGAGCAAGAGCUUCCUGGCUGCAGGCUUGCUACGGAACCAAGUGGCUAUUGUCACUGGUGGCGGCACAGGCAUUGGCAAGGCCAUAACCAGAGAACUGCUGCACCUAGACUGCAAUGUAGUUAUUGCCUCCCGCAAAUUUGAUAUAUUAAAAUCUGCGGCAGAAGAAUUGAAUGCCAGCCAGCUGCCCUCCAACUCAGCCAUUGUUACUCCCAUCCAGUGCAAUAUUCGAAAAGAAGAGGAGGUUAAUAAUUUGGUUAAAUCUACAUUAGAUCUCCAUGGCAAAAUCAAUUUCCUGGUGAACAAUGGAGGAGGCCAAUUCUUAUCUCCUUCUGAAUCUAUCACUUCAAAGGGAUGGAAUGCUGUGGUUGAAACCAACCUGACUGGUACCUUCUACCUUUGUAAAGCAGUUUACAAGUCCUGGAUGAAGGAACAUGGAGGGUCUAUUGUGAAUAUCAUUGUCCUGUUAAAUAAUGGAUUUCCUAAUGCUGUGCAUAGUGGAGCAGCAAGAGCAGGUGUUGAAAAUAUGAGCAAAACUUUGGCAUUGGAAUGGGCCAGCAAUGGAAUAAGAAUCAAUUGUGUUGCUCCUGGAAUAAUUUAUUCCCCAACAGCCUUUAAGAACUAUGAAGGAACAAUCGUAAUUGAAGAAUACUUUCAAAAUUGUCCAGCUAAGAGAUUUGGUGUUCCUGAGGAGGUCUCUUCCCUUGUAUGUUUCUUGUUAUCUCCCAUGGCCUCAUAUAUUACAGGACAAACAGUGAAUGUGGAUGGUGGUCAAUCUUUGUAUUCUCAAUCAUGGGACAUACCAGACCAUGAUAACUGGCCUGAUGGACCAUGGGAUGUUUCCACAGUCAAAAGAAUGAAAUCUGCCUUUAAGAAUAAAUCCAAACUUUAAACUAACGAGAAGGAGAAAAUGAGGACUGUUUUACUUGCAUACAAAGAAGUGAAUUUACCAUUUCCUGGGAGUUUAUUCUUUGUAUGGAAAAUUUGUUGCUGAUUUUUGAAAUUAUUAUUUGUAUUGUAGCUUAAAAUAUGCCUCUUAAGACUUUUAAAACAGUGCCUUGGCUUGCAUGUUUUUUAAAGUUUUAAAAUCAUGUAGAUGACUAAGAGAUUGGAAAAAUAUACACCAAAUAAUCAUUUCUUAUGUUCUGAUCCUUAUCUGUUAACAUGAGAAGUACAUGGAGAGAUAAAAUAUACUUGUUUACCCUUUUAAACAGUUAAAUGAAUAAAAAAAUUAAUGUUGGUA